CACUCCGGGGCUCGGCGCGAUCGGGCGCGGAGCGGAGCCGGCGGAUCCCGCCGCCCUUCCCCGGCCCCUGCCCGGCCGGGCCAUGCUCUAACGGUGCCGGUACCGGGGGCGCGGGGCCGAGCGGGGCGGCGGAGCGGGGCAGCGGCCACCCCCCGCGCCCCCCGCCCGCAGCGCGGCCGGGACGGGAGCAUGCGGAUCCUCCUCCUCUGCCUCCUGACUCUCGCUGAUACCCGCGGGCAAGUGGCGCAGACGCGGUUCGUGGAGGAGCCAGAGGACCGGACGGUGGUGGCCGGCCAGAAGAUCGUCCUCUCCUGCGUGGUGCUCAAUUACUCCGGGAUCGUGCAAUGGACCAAAGAUGGCCUCGCCCUGGGGAUGGGGCAGGGGCUCAAAGCCUGGCCACGCUACCACAUCGUGGGCACGGCCGACUCGGGCCAGUACAACCUGGAGAUCACCGACGCCGAGCUCUCCGAUGACGCCGUGUACGAGUGCCAGGCCACCGAGGCAGCGCUGCGGUCCCGCCGGGCCAAGCUCACCGUGCUGAUCCCCCCCGAGGACCCCACCAUCGACGGAGCCCCCGAGAUCCUGCUGCGCGCGGGGACGCCCUACAACCUGACGUGCCGGGCACGCAGCGCCAAGCCGGCGGCCACCAUCGUCUGGUACCGCGAUGGGCUCCAGCAGGACGGAGCCGUCACCAGCACGGAGGUGUUGGCCGACGGCAAGCGGGAGACAACCACCAGCCAGCUCGCCAUCAACCCAACCGACCUCGACAUCGGGCGGGUGUUCUCCUGCCGCAGCACCAACGAUGCCAUCCCGGCGGGCAAGGAGACCUUUGUCAAGCUCAACGUUCACCAUCCCCCGACUGUCACCCUGUCCAUCCAGCCCCAGACGGUGCAGGAGGGCGAGAGGGUCGUGUUCACCUGCAUGGCGACCGCCAACCCCGAGAUCAAAGGCUACAGGUGGGCCAAAGGGGGGGUGAUCAUCGAGGACGCCAAGGAGAACAAGUACGACACGCAGGUGGAUUACACCUUCUUCACGGAGCCCGUCUCCUGCGAGGUGCACAACGACAUCGGCAGCACCAACGUCAGCACACUGGUGGACGUGCACUUUGCCCCUCGGAUCGUGGUGGACCCCAAACCCACCGUCACGGACAUCGGCUCCGACGUGACGCUGACGUGCGUGUGGUCCGGCAACCCACCGCUCACCCUCACCUGGACCAAAAAGGAGUCCAACAUGGUCCUGAGCAACAGCAACCAGCUGUACCUGAAGUCCGUCACGCAAGCCGACGCGGGGCAGUACGUCUGCAAAGCCAUCGUCCCCCGCAUCGGCGUGGGCGAGCGCGAGGUCACCCUCUUCGUCAACGGACCCCCCAUCAUCUCGAGCGAGGCCGUGCAGUACGCGGUGCGCGGGGACCGCGGCAAGGUGGAGUGUUUCAUCGGCAGCACGCCGCCCCCGGACCGCAUCGCGUGGGCCUGGAAGGAGAACAUUUUGGAGGCAGGGACGCUGGAGCGGUACACGGUGGAGCGGACGAACACGGGCAGCGGCGUCCUCUCCACCCUCACCAUCAACAACGUCAUGGACGCCGACUUCCAGACGCGCUACAACUGCACGGCCUGGAACAGCUUCGGGCCGGGAACCGCCAUCAUCCAGCUGGAGGAGAAAGAGGUCUUGCCCGUGGGCAUCAUCGCCGGUGCCACCAUCGGGGCCAGCAUCCUCGUCAUCAGCGUCCUCGUCGCGCUCGCCUGCUUCCUCUACCGGCGCCGGAAAGGAAGCCGCAAGGACGUCACCCUGCGCAAGCUGGACAUCAAGGUGGAGACGGUGAACAGGGAGCCCCUGACGCUGCACGCGGACCGUGAGGAGGACACGGCCAGUGUCUCCACGGCCACCCGUGUCAUGAAGGCCAUCUACUCGUCGUUCAAGGACGACGUGGACUUGAAGCAGGACCUUCGCUGCGACACCAUCGACACCCGCGAGGAGUACGAGCUCAAGGACCCCACCAACGGCUACUACAACGUCCGCGCCCACGAGGACCGCCCGUCCUCCCGCACCGUCCUCUACGGCGACUACCGCAACCCCGGCCCGGCUCGCUACGACACCCGCCCGCCCUCCCGCCUCUCCCACUCCAGCGGUUACGCUCAGCUCAACACCUACAGCCGCGGCCCCACGUCCGACUACAACGCCGAGGCGGCGCCGGGUCCCGGACCCCCACCCGGCACGGCGGGCGGCGAGACGGCAAGUCAGCUCUCCUACGAGAACUACGGGGGUCACGCCGCCUUCCCGGCCGGCGCCGGUUAUGCCACCUAUCGUUUGGGGUACGGCCAAGCCCCCAGCCUGGACCGGGCACCCUACGACGCCUACGACCCCAUGGGCAAGUACGCCAGCGCCACCCGCUUCUCCUACACCUCCCAGCACUCGGACUACGGGCAGCGCUUCCAGCAGCGGAUGCAGACGCACGUCUAGGGCGGGCAGGGGCUGGUAGGCAGCGCCGGAGAGCGGGGGGGCGCAGGCAGCGGGGGUCCGCAGGUACCUCACGACUGUCCCCUGAUAUUCAGGGGCUCAUGCUGACCCUCCUGCCCCGCUUCCCCUCCGGCGGCUGGACUCCACGCGCCGUGCCGUCCCCCUCUCCCCGGGGUUUGCUGGCGGCGGGGACGUGCCCCGAGUCUCUUUGAGCUUCCAAUCAUUCAGUUCGUUCUUUUCGGUACCUUCCCGGAGGAGGGAGAGGGUUGGGGGGCGUCCUCCCCCCCACCCCGUGCCCACCCCGUCCCAGCCUCAGCGGGCGCGUGCGGGUCCGCGCGGCUGUCGGGGCCGGCUCUGCAGCCUCCGCUCUCCCGCCGCCCCGCAUCCCCUCCCCCAACUCCGCGGGGCCGGAUCCUUCCCCAAUGGGUCCCCAACGCCCCCCGAGCCAGCACCCGCCUCUCCCUCCUCUGCAGGAGCGAGGGGCUGCACACGAGCUGCACCCCCAGAACCGCCCCCAUCCCCUUCAGACCCCCGCGCGAGGGAGCAGGGAGGUGCUAUAUGUGUGUACAUACAUAUAUGCAAUGCCCGGUUUCUGUUUUCGCCCAAAAAAAGCCCCCGUCCCAGCCCGUUCCCAUUCCCUGUGCCUUGAUUUCGGGGACAGCCCCCGCCCAGGGCCGGCUCCCCCCCUUUCCCCAUCCGUCCCACUUGCCAACAGCCCCCAUGCCCACCCUCGGAGGCGUGAGCAGGGAGUGCGCCGGGUGGGGGUCCCAGAGGAUCGGGACCAGUGAAUUCAGAGAAGCAGGACGCCCCCCGCCCCAGCAUCCGCACGUCGUCCCCCCCCCCAGUACGCACACCCGUCCCUACAGGACAGGCUGCGGUGGGUUUCCAUCCCCCUGUUGUCAGCCUGACCCCAA
This is a messenger RNA of Phalacrocorax carbo (great cormorant), 3368 nucleotides long. The record is from RefSeq and is a predicted model, not a curated record. Lineage: Eukaryota; Metazoa; Chordata; Aves; Suliformes; Phalacrocoracidae.